AAUGCUCGAGAGAGAGAGAGAGAGAGAGAGGAUCUAAAUAUAGAUAGAUCGGGUCGAGAAAUCUUCGGCCGAGGCUCACAAUCUUUUCUUGCCUUCCGUUCCAUCCCGUGUCGACUUCUCGAUCUGUGCCUCUCUCUUGGGAUCGAUAGAAUGGAGGGCCUCUUCGGGAAGCUGCGGAAUCUGGACGCCUACCCCAAGAUCAACGAGGAUUUCUAUAGUCGAACACUUUCCGGUGGCAUCAUCACCAUCGUCUCUUCCAUCGUCAUGUUCCUCCUGUUCAUCUCCGAGCUCCGAUUGUAUCUUCAUGCUGUUACAGAAACAAAGCUCAUAGUUGAUACCUCAAGAGGAGAAACCCUUCGGAUCAAUUUUGAUGUCACCUUUCCUGCCCUUUCAUGUUCUAUGCUCAGUCUUGAUGCAAUGGAUAUUAGCGGGGAAGAGCACCUUGAUGUCAGACAUGACAUAAUUAAGAAGAGGCUAGAUUCUCAUGGCAAUAUUAUUGAAUCUAGACAAGAUGGAAUUGGUUCACCUAAGAUUGAAAAGCCUUUGCAAAGACAUGGUGGAAGACUUGAACAUAAUGAGACAUACUGUGGUUCUUGCUAUGGUGCAGAAGUGUCUGAUGAAGAUUGUUGCAACUCUUGUGAAGAAGUUCGUGAAGCCUACAGAAAGAAAGGUUGGGGCCUUUCAGACCCUGAAAUAAUUGACCAGUGCAAAAGAGAAGGUUUUCUUCAAAGGAUCAAGGAUGAAGAUGGUGAAGGGUGCAACAUCUAUGGUUUCUUGGAAGUUAAAAAAGUGGCAGGAAAUUUUCACUUUGCCCCUGGUAAAAGCUUUCAGCAGUCAAAUAUGCAUGUGCAUGACUUGUUGCCAUUCCAAAAAGAGAGUUUUAAUAUAAGUCACAAAAUUAACAGAUUAUCUUUUGGAGAAUAUUUUCCUGGUGCCAUCAAUCCUCUUGAUGGAGUUCAGUGGGUGCAACACGCACCAUAUGGAAUGUACCAAUACUUUAUCAAGGUUGUUCCUACUGUUUACACUGACAUAAGGGGUCGUACCAUCCAGUCCAACCAGUUCUCUGUAACCGAACAUUUCAGGAGUGAUGAUAUUGGUCGAUUACAAUAUCUUCCAGGAGUGUUUUUCUUUUAUGACCUUUCUCCGAUUAAGGUUACAUUCAUGGAGGGACAUGUAUCUUUCUUACACUUCUUGACUAAUGUUUGUGCGAUUGUUGGAGGUGUUUUUACUGUUUCUGGAAUAUUAGAUUCAUUCAUCUAUCAUAGUCAAAGAGCAAUCAAGAAGAAGAUAGAGAUUGGUAAAUUCAGCUGAUUUUGUCUAUGGUGUAAACUCUCAGUGCCAAUCUGAAGGACAUUCACACAAGGGGGAACUUGUUAAUAUAUCAGAGAAAGGUAGUCUACUCACAAUUCCGUUUGCAAGUAAUAUUGAGUUGCUUGACAGUUUCACGCUGGGUUAUUUCUUGGGUUAGUCUCUCUCUGCACCCUGAGUUGGUCGAUGUAAUUGAUUUCACACUCUGCUUAAAGACUUCUGACUCCGAAUUCAAGUAAUGUAAGCAUGAGCCCGAGUGCUGAUGAAAGACCAUUUGUGAGCAAAAAAUACAGACGGUGUUGAUAGGGAGUAUAAACUGAUCAUUUUGACAGUCAUGGCUAAGGCUUUCUCCCAAGUUUUGUUUAGCAGGAAAUGGUAUAGAUAAACUGUGACACAUGAUUCAUUGUCGUGUUACAAAUACGAGUUGAGCUGCUUACGUUGAAAAAUCUCAACUUUCUCAUUUA
Musa acuminata AAA Group (dessert banana) is the source of this 1772-nucleotide messenger RNA. RefSeq lists its product as uncharacterized. Gene Ontology annotation, cellular component: endoplasmic reticulum; COPII-coated ER to Golgi transport vesicle. The coding region runs from base 151 to 1311 and encodes 386 amino acids. Lineage: Eukaryota; Viridiplantae; Streptophyta; Magnoliopsida; Zingiberales; Musaceae. The transcript is spliced from 13 exons. The record is from RefSeq and is a predicted model, not a curated record.